CUCACAAAGAUCUCUCUUGUCUGGUCGGCAUUGUCUUUUUUUUUAUAAAUCAGCAUCCGGGCAUUUGAAUUAUAGGUAUCUGAAGCUGUGGUGGUUAUUGCAUCUGAAUCUAUUGCUGAAGCAACAACAUAUUGGGAUGGAAAACCACGCCGAGGAAGCAUUCGGCCGGUCGGCACUCAAAGAGGAUAAUAGAAGAUAUUCUGGCUAUGAAUUAAAUCUUAACCGUAUUAUGGCCGCUGAUUCUAACGCUAGCAGUGGUAAAUAUGGGAAUAGAAAUGGCAGCAAUAAUUCUCCUGGCCAAGUCAGUGGAAGGAAUGAUCAGAAAUCUGAAAAAACCAGGGGCAGAGGUCGGUUGUGCAAAAUUGGUGGCAACAAAGGUCAACUACUGAUCGACCCAUGGCUCUCUACCAACACCGCAGAAGCAAAACAUGAACUGAUAUCUACAGAUAUUGCGAAAAAUCGAAGUGACAGCCAACCUCAGCAUUCGAACAUCCACAAUAAGCUGCGAAGAGCCUCCUUUGGGAAGUCGAGGUUUGACCUUGAGCCCAUGAUCCUCAUGUCGACUUCUGCAUCAACACUUGAUUGUACGCGAAGCGAGAGCCCAGGAUUCAGACUGGCUUCGCCGAAAAAACGUCGUGACGAAGUAGUUGAAGUCGUUUGCUCAGAUCAGGAGGAGACAAUCCUUGGUGAUUCACAACUUGAGCCGCUAUGUAUGACCCAUAGAGAGUCAGAUUUUAGGACCAAAGACAAUAAAAAGGUUUCCUUAACUUCAAGGAGUAGAGCCACAAGGAAGACUUUGGUGCGAUCAAAAGCCUUCCAGCUUCCUAUUAAUAUCAUAUCCAGCAGUGAUGACGACAAUGAUCAACUGAUGGAUUCGCCCGUCAUCCAUCAUAUAACAUCUAAGGAAGCUUUGGACUUGAGCGAGGAUGAUCUUGAUGAACUUUCCAUGGAGACCGGCAAGAGCAUAUUCAGGCAGAUUUCGCGCAUCCCGAGGUCUGUCCGCCAUCCAACCGCGGAUGACAUUAUACCACAGCCACUUGCACCCUCAAGGACACCAUCUUUAACCGAGCCUUUGGGGUCUGCAAAUAAGAUGCCAUGGUCAAUCACAGAAGGUCCUGACAAAGACAUCGUGCUCUCGACACCAACUUCAAAGCAAAGGAUCCGUCAAUAUAACAUAGUCCUUGAUUCCGAAGAUGAAUACUCCGAGACUGAAACCACGUCAGAUCUAUGGCUGUCCAGGGAGAUAAGAGCUUCUGCCCACUCAGCUCAUUUGGAUCUGCCUCGGACUGAUUAUGUUCUUGAAGGGGAUGAAAGAAAGAGUGUCUCGCGUUUUGUUAUUUCUGAUUCUGAAGCUGAAAUGGAUUCAUCUGAUGUAGCCUCAUCGGGACGAAGCCAUGUUUUCUCUGCCUCAAGGUCACAAUUUAAAGAGCGUGAUGAAGCAUGUACGCAGGAGUAUCUCAUUGAAAGCCAAGAGUCUUGCAUUAUUUCAAGAAGAUACCUCGCUUCACAGGACUUGAACACACAAACAUCACAUCCAAUCACCAAGCUGACUAAACCUCGACCUCUAAUAUUGAAUAUUCCUUCUGAUGAGGACCUUGCCACGGACCUAAGGAAGAAACCAAAGCAUGGUGGCCUAGCAGAUACUAAAAAAAAACAGAGGAAGUUAGAGCAAAUACCAAGGACCAAAGAAACUUUAGGAGAGGUACUGUUGUCACUCUCACCAGAAUUAUCGCCGUACUGCGAUGCAGACCGUGAUACAGUAAAGGAAAACCAUAUAUUGAAAUCAUCUUCCAACCAUCCAACACUUGAGCAAAAUGCAAGGUCUUCAUUGAGGACAGGACAUGCCUCUCAACGUCGGAAUAUAAAACAAGCGCUAGCUUCAGACUGGACAUACAGCAGAAAUAAUGAAACGGCGCAAUCAGCGAGCAAUGUGUCCUUCGAGGACAGAAAUGAUGAUGCACCCUUGGCAGGCCCGCGUACGAGACGGCGAUCCGAACGACACUAUAUGGCUUCAUCUCCUAAGAAGAUUAAGCUUUCAGAGAUUACGCCUGAUGUUUCAGCCAUGGAAUCGGCAUUGAGAGCAGCAGCAGCGUACACAUGCCAGCAGGAUGAAGUCAACAAUGUACAUACACUUGAAACUAUUGAGUCAUUCUCAACCCACUCCGAAUCACCGCAAUUGCUGACACAGUUUCACCCCAGUACACAGUUCACCAUCUCUCAAAGUGAGGACAUUGAAGACUUUUCAGAUGAUCAAAGGACACAGAGAGCGGAGCGUGAGCAAGUAAGGCACAGAGCGCGGCGAUAUAAUGGCUUGAGACUCCUAGCUCGUCGAGAUCUAGCGCUUCCUUUCAAAGACUCAGGGACGAACCUACCGGCGAGCUAUGACAGGUCUCAAGCCUAUUUAUUUCAGCGACAGGGGAAACCAGAUUAUAGAACUCAACAGAAAGGGCAGGCUCAUAGAAUUCACGAGAAAUUGGAACAAGAGCAGGAGAGCUACAGUUUUGAAGGGAUCUCACCUACCCUAUCCCAAGAGCCGAUGAAUAAGUGUCCUAUCUGCGAUACUAUGGUACCCAUUGAGGAGUUGAACGAACAUGUCGAUGCAGAGUUGCUUGCUAUGGAGAAGCAGAAGAAUGAUGAUAUGGUGAAACGAGAUGAAGCCAUUGCUCUCGCUUUGGAGAAAAGUUACCAAGACCGAAGCCAGGGGCAGGAUAUAGAUGUCUGCGAAGGCACACCAUCACAUAACCGCCUUGUGUAUGGGCUGCCCCAUAUCAACUCUGUUUCUCCUGAUGCUGCAAAUAGACCAACGUCUAGCGAUUGUCUGGAUUCAAACUCUCCUAGGACGCCCGUCAAAGCUCCGCAAAACGCUGUAGUUUCACUGGAGACGCCUACUCAAAAAGUGGACAGUCUUACUCUCGAAUCGCCUCGUCAAGGAUCAAAAUUCAAUGAUCACAGUCGUCUUAGGAGCACGGAUACUUCGAAAGCAUUCAUUCAAAAGGCAGGCGAAGAUGAUUCUGCGAUCUUGAGUGAAAGGCCUCUGACAGAGGCCGAAACCGCCUACAUGUCUGAAUAUGAAAGUCAGUCGAGUCAAAGCGCAUUUAAAAUCCAACCUGGUCAGGUCCUUCCUGAGUCUUUACCAUCAGCAUCAGAGAGCCCUUUUCGCUGGAGAAAGUCCACUUAUACUCAAAAAUCAGAACCGAUCACACCACAACCAUUAAGCAAAGACGAGACCAGUAACAGCCUGCCAGUGCCAACCAUGACUUCUGGCGAAGUCUCUCAGAACGGCGAUAAUGACCUGGAGGACUUCUUAGACAUGCCCGAGCCAUCCUCCAUGGUGAAUCGCUCUUUUAAGUCUUCCAACAAAGCGCCUGCAACGACCAAGUAUUCGGACAUAUCAACUAGGACCAAAUCUCGAUCCAAGACGAGGAGCCCUAUUAAGAAGAGGUCAUCCAAGUCAAUGGUGCUACUCGAUGAUUCUGAUGAGGAACAGCGUGUUGGUGAUGAUAAUCCAACUCGUGGAACAAUGAGAUCGAAGAAAGGAUCAAAACCAAAGUCGUCAGUACUAGAUGAUCUACUCCCAAUAUCAGCCCGUGAGCGGCGUCAGCAGUUACUCAAGCGGAACCACGGUCGCUCCCGCACAACUACACUUGAUGAAGAUGACGAUAUUGAAAUUGGGCGUCGGCAUCCGAUGACAGGAAACCUUUGGAGUCAAGAAAAUGAUCUACUUAUGUUGGAGCAUCUAGACCAACGCCAAGUUAAAGGAGUAGGACUAGGUGGUGUCGUUGGUGGCAUCGGUGCUAUCCCUGGUUCACUCACCAUAUCCAAGACCGCUAAGGUAGCCGCGACGACAUUAAAGAAGCUGUUUGAGACUAGCUCCGAAGGGAGUCCAGCGCAAGUGCAAACAUCGUUUAAUUCCUCCUCUUCAAUAGAAACUUUAAAUCCGAAUGCCAUUUUGCAAGAAGGGAGCUUGUCUUCGCUAGGCAGCUAUGGGUUUCAAAGUCAAGACUGGUCGGAUAAGGGGAGACAUUCACAUGAAAAUGAUAGAUUAAGACAAUACGUAGGGCUUGGCAAUACAUUGGACCACGCUGAAAUCACGGAGGCUGAAGGACAUGAUCAAUGCGAGGGACUUGAUUCUGUUCUUGAGGAUUUUGUGGACUUGAGGAAGCGACGCGAUGAUCCAGCCAUGGCAAUGUACUUUGCACAAUUCGAUGAAGGUGCCGUCCAUACUAGAGCUCGCGGUAAUAGUAAACGGACACGAUCUUCUACAGCAGGCAAGAAGAAAGGAGUAACUUUUGGGCCUGGAGUUGGCCCGAUGCCCAUUGCAAUGAAUACCGUUUCUUGUUCGGAAUCCGCAAGUCCUCAGGCUGGAUUACCCGCCCAUGGAAUAUCGAGACGAGCAACCUCUACUAAUACUGUUGAUCAGGACCGAUAUGGCGCGAGGUCAGUCCUCUUUGGAAGCCAUGCUACGACAGCUAAUGGAAGUAUGGCAAUUCGCAGCAAACCCACUCAGACCUUUGUUCCUGGGAGGGGUAGACCUAAAGAGAAAUCCAGUUCAAAGAAGCCGUGGGCACUAUGGCGAGGACGAGGACGAGGACGAGGUCGAGGUCGAGGUCGAGGUUGAGGUUGAGGUUGAGGUCAAGUGGGAGGACAGGACCAGAGGUGGAGAAUAACUAUGAAUUACAGACAUGCGUGUUUGCCUGUGUUGCAAUCCAAAAUAUGCUGG
Lobosporangium transversale is the source of this 4720-nucleotide messenger RNA. RefSeq lists its product as hypothetical. The transcript is spliced from 3 exons. NCBI's taxonomy places the organism in Eukaryota, Fungi, Mortierellomycota, Mortierellomycetes, Mortierellales, Mortierellaceae. The coding region runs from base 137 to 4618 and encodes 1493 amino acids. The record is from RefSeq and is a predicted model, not a curated record.